UUACUUUAUUUCAUUUUUGAAGCCAUGUAGAUCAGUGCUUGUGCAAAUUUAGGAAUUCAUCAUUAGAAAUCUUGCGCAAUAUUCGGCAUUUGUAUUAAUUGAUGAUAAUAAUAAUAACAACGAUAAUUAUACAUGUAAUUGGUAUUGAUGAAGAUGAUGAUGAUAAUAAUAACAACAAUUAAAACUGAUGUUGUUGAUGAUAUGAUAAGUAUUUAUAAUGUUCAGUGCUUUUCCCUAGCUUGUGUCUUUUCCUUUUUCUUUCAAACGGAAUCUGAUUUAAAUCGGCUUCUAAUUAACGUUUUUGCUUUCAAAUGUAAACCCCGGAACAAAAUGAACCAGUACCAGCUAAUGUUGUUGACACAGGUUAAUGACCAGUGAGUGAGUGCAUUUGUUCUGCUGUUUUUGCUGCCGCUAAAAUAGAAAUAAUAAAAAAGAUGGAUGCUUUUACAGAUCAUAUGAAUGAAGCCUAUGACAUAGUUGUAGGAAUAACUUUCAUCGCAUUAUUUUUAGCAAUUGGGAAUGUGUGUUACCCUUGCCCCAUUCGAUCCUCUUUAAAAAAGUAAACAGAUAUAUGUGAGGAGCAAAAAGAACCUGUUAUAUAUAUGUUGAGUUUUUCCUAUAUGAAUCAAUGGGAAAAAAAUGCACUGUACAAUUUUCAAUUUUCAUUGAUAGUGAACUGAAUAUAAUGGGUUAGAAAAGAAAAAGUUCCAAACUAUUGAAUAUGCCACGACUGUUUCCGGCACAAGAUAAUGUGCACUUGUGUGUUAAUUUUUAUAAACAGAUAAAUAAAUGACAAGAGAGUUAUGACCCUCGGUAAAGUUAUAAUUUUGUACAUAUUCUUCAGUAAGGGACAAAUAACUACCAAACUUUACUUUAAUGAAUAUAAAGAAUAGAUGAUAAUGAACAUACAUGAAGUUAUAUUUUUAAUGUCAGACAUUUAUUAGUGACAUCCUAGUGUCAUAAUUGGUUUGAAUCUUGAUGGUAUUUUUGAAAUACAAUUGCAAAAUGUUCAUAGUUCACAAAUAUUUAGUUAUACAUAUAUUUUACAGGUUAUAUUGCCCAUUUUAAACUUAUAUAACCCUAACCAAGGUACAGCCAGAAAUGUCAGGAUUAUCCGAUGAUAAAGACUGCUACCCGUUACUUUUUCCGGAUUUGGAAUUUCGCCAAUAUCGUGAAUUUCGUGCACUGUCAAACAUAUUCUGACGUUACGAACCUUCGUGCAUCAUUGCUUGCAUCAUACAACCCAGAUGUUGUUCCUGUUAGCAACUAUUCUGCAGUUUUAAAAGUAAAUUUGUCAGCGACUCUCUUCAUGAUGCCGGAAGUAGACCCGGUCCGUGGGUCAGUGACAAUGGGAAUAAUGAUUGUGCAAGAAUGGUUCGAUGAAAUAAUAACAUGGACACCGGCUGAUCACGGUGGAAUAACGUACAUUUCUAUGAAAAGUGAAGAUGUCUGGACACCGCCUGUAACUGUGCAAAACCCGUUUAAAUUCAUUUUGCUGGGUCAGUCUUGGAUGCAAGUUGGAUAUCAGUACAACGGUAAAGCAAGGUAUGCGGUUGGUGACAUCAUGGAGUUUUCUUGUUCUUUCUACAUGAAGUACUGGCCCUUCGAUAAACAAAUCUGUUCUAUAAACUUCUUUCCGUACGGAUACGCGUACAAUGAAGUAACGUUCGCUAUACCUGGAACGGUGAUGAACACAAACUUUUAUACGAAGAACGGCGAAUGGUAUUUAGAGAAGGAUUCAUUUACAUAUUCAAAAGACAAUGACAUUGGAUCAACCACUGUGCGGUACAGCUUCCGGAUUUCACGGCAGUCAUUGUUUUACUUGCUAACGAUUAUUAUUCCCAUCAAUGGAAUAGGCGCCUUAACUUGUUUGGUUUUUCUUCUGCCGAGCGAGUCCGGUGAACGCGUUAGUUACUCGAUCACCAUUAUGCUGUCACUUGCAGUAUUUCUGACGGUCAUUUCAGACGACUUGCCAAAGCAUUCAGAGCCGAUCCCUAUCAUGUGCGUGUACAUUCUAUUCAACAUGGUUGUAUGCAUCUGUGGUCUCAUAAUGGUCAUUCUAAAUUUAGCACUAAACCACAGGAGUGAAACCACGCAAAUAUCGCGAUUUUAUAAAUCACUAGUGAACAUUUCAUGUCGCCGGAAUAAAGUCGGUAAUGAAAGCUUGGUGGAUUCUUCCGAUGAUUUGAUAAAGGCGAUUAGUCGAGAGAAACAAGGUACUGCUAAACAGGAUUUUAAGAAGAGCAAAACAAGAUCUAGAAAUACUAAUGGGUGGGUUUCAAAUGGUCCAGAUGUGAACAUUACGUGGAAGGAAGUAAGUCGGGCGAUAGACAAGAUAUUAUUCUAUGUGUUAGUUAUACUAACGUAUGUUCCAUCGUUAGUAAUACUGGUUUAUAUAGCAGCGGAUUCUGACUACAACACACAAUGAUUGUUUGCAACGUUUUCUGCUCCUUCCGAAUGACUUUUAUUGAUAAUCGUCGAGUUAUUGCGAAUGAAUAAAUGCUGACACGGUUGUAAUUAACUGUCAUCUUCAAUUCCGUUCAAAUACAUGAAAUGAAUUGUUGGUAUUUCUGUCAAAAUACUCGCAGAACUUUUUGUUGUAUCUUUUUUAUACGUUUUAUCAAACAUGCUUUCUUUAUGGUGGCAUUUGAACAAACUUUUAUUAACAAAAGAAAUGAAAGAUUUUUGUUAUUUUUGCAUAUCAAAAAAAGAACCUUUUUGUUGCUUUAUUUUAAAUGGCAUAUCAUAUUGAAAAAGAAUUGAAUUUGUUUUUGACAAUUUAUAACAUAUCUUGGGUCAUAUCUUUACACCAAGUUGUUGGUAUAAUGGAUUUAAGAAUUCUCAUUCAAAACUUUUAAAUGCAUUUUUUUAUAAUUAAACAAGAACAAAAGUUUUGUAAGUUCAUUUUCAAAUGUAAAAAAAUAAUAUCAUUGUUUACUGAAAUAUUGUACUGACUGUUUAUAGUUGAUUUAAUACACACUAACAUUGUUUUUCACACAAAAUGUUACAUUCUUCUUAUGAUAUUGCUGAAAGUGGAAUUAUAUAUCAUAAUGUAAGAAUGGGCUGAUAUUAGCCUUUCUUGUUGCUAAUGUCAACCUUAACCUGAUGAUUUUCUUUUUACAUUGAAUUUGGGACAGUCCUUUCAAGGGGAUUUCAAUAUCAAAAUUGAGUUACCAACAGUAUAGAACCUGGUCACAGCAAUAGGCUUGUGACUUCCGGUUCCAACAGGCUUAAAAAACUCAAUCUCGUACGCAGUGAUCUUCCCUUACAGGAUUAGAUCUCUGCCAUCACAACAUUUUCGUCAAGAUUUUUGACGAUAUGAAAUUUUUCAAUUUUGAUAUUUAUUUUAAAAAGUAAACACGGUUUUUGCUAAUGUUUCAAGACUGUUACGUGUUAGAUGUGAACUAAAACUACAAAAUAAUUUUGGAAACAUAAAUAUUAUGAAACAAUUGCCCCUCUCAAAAGGAAAAUCAUUCAAUUAAUUAUUAAUUUCGACUGUACGCUUUAUAAAGAUGAUUUUUUUUUCAAUCAUAUAGACAUAUUUGAGACCAGAAAUCAAGUUUUAAUGUCGCUGUUUAUUACAGAUGUAACAUUUUUUCAACGAUUUCAUUGGCGUAUAUGCCAGUUUUACACGAUCAUGUGAUAAUACUAUCAUCACGUGAUUUGUGUGAAGGCCGUAGCUUAAUCGGUGCGACACUAUAAGAUUAAACAAGAACUAGAUGUCAUAAUGAAUGUAGAGGUUAUCAGAGACACUUGGGGUUUGGAGCUCAAAACGCCUUUAAAAUCUAAAUCAAAUGCAUAUUUGUCAAUCCCUGCAUAUGUACUGGUCAUAUAUAU
Molecule: messenger RNA, 3837 nt
Organism: Ruditapes philippinarum (Manila clam)
Lineage: Eukaryota; Metazoa; Mollusca; Bivalvia; Venerida; Veneridae
Product: neuronal acetylcholine receptor subunit beta-3-like
Exons: 2
Coding region: 1118-2428 (436 amino acids)
Biological process (GO): monoatomic ion transmembrane transport; chemical synaptic transmission; regulation of membrane potential
Cellular component (GO): synapse; neuron projection; membrane
Molecular function (GO): neurotransmitter receptor activity; transmembrane signaling receptor activity; extracellular ligand-gated monoatomic ion channel activity
Source: RefSeq, a predicted model, not a curated record